Molecule: messenger RNA, 1078 nt
Organism: Coregonus clupeaformis (lake whitefish)
Lineage: Eukaryota; Metazoa; Chordata; Actinopteri; Salmoniformes; Salmonidae
Exons: 3
Coding region: 321-950 (209 amino acids)
Source: RefSeq, a predicted model, not a curated record
AAUCGUGGACAUGAUGUCAAGUCUACACGGUGUAAACAUCAGCUUGAGGACUCUUAAAAGUAAACUGAACGAAGCCGGGUUGUACCGCAGAAAGGAUUAUUCCUCGCCAAACGCCGUGAGUAACGCCAUCAGAUUUGAACUUCGUGGACCUGGACAACUACUCAAUGGGACCUAACUAUAUGUGGCACGCAGAUGGUUAUGACAAACUUAAGCCAUUCGGUUUGGCCAUUUCGGGAUGCAUAGAUGGAUUUUCACGUUAAGUAUUGUGGCUUCAAUGUGGACCAACAAAUAAUAACCCAACAGUGAUUGCUCACUAUUUCAUGUCAUGUGUGCGAAACCUCGGUGUCAUCCCCAUGAGACUGAGGACUGAUUGCGGCACUGAGAACGGCAUAAUGGCUGCAAUUCAAUGUACCCUACGCCACCAUCACAGUGACCACUACUCUGGAGCGUCCAGCCGCAUGUACGGCUCAUCUAUAAAUAACCAGCGUAUUGAGUCCUGGUGGUCUAUAUUUAGAAAGGGAAGGUCUCAGUUCUGGAUGGAGUUAUUUGCCGACCUUAGAGAUGCCGGAUACUUCAACGGGAGUCAUGAGCAUCAAUGCCUAUUGAGAUAUUGCUUUGGUGAUGUUAUUCAGAAGGACUUGGAUGAGUGUGUGAGACUGUGGAACAGCCACAGGAUUCGCCCUUCCAGAACAGCAGCAUGUCCAGGAGGAGUGCCCAAUGAACUCUACUACUUACCACACAGGUUUGGCUCCAGAGACUGCGGAUUUCAAAGUGAACAAGCUGAACUGGAUGCCCUUCCUGAGGCUAGCCUGUCAAUGACUCCUUGUGGGGACCCAAACAUGCAGGAGUACUUGGACUUUGCCAUGGAACACAAUCAGUUACAGGAGCCAGACAACUGGGAGUCUGCAUCCGAACUGUACAUGAAACUAAAAGAAAUGGCUCAGCUAUGAAAUGAUCAAAAAGGGAGGGUUUUUUGUAGUGGUGGAAUACUGCUGUCUGUCUGAACACAAUAUUUAUGAAUCUGUCACCCAAAGCUUAAUUGUUUUUAAGUGUGAAGUAAAUUAAUCAAAAAUAGUAA